UCAAGGAGCGAGUUUGUUGCUCCGCAGCUCAUGGUAUAUACGGUGCUCUGUGCGUCGUCUCCACUCAAACUUUUAAGAAGUUUAAAAAGCUUCCCAACAAAGUAACUUUAUUUUUUUAAUCGUUUGGUAACUUGGCUCGUGAUGUCUGGCGGACAGAAGGAGGGACAAGAGGCUAUGAACAUGUACAGUGUUACCCUCAGCGGCCCAGCGCCGUGGGGCUUCAGGCUGCAGGGAGGAAAGGACUUCAGCAUGCCCCUCACCGUGUCCAGGCUUACUCCGGGUGGGAAGGCAGCUCAGGCCGGAGUUGGGGUGGGAGACUGGGUGGUCUCAAUCAGUGACACCAAUGCUGAGGAAAUGACCCAUGUGGAAGCACAAAACAAGAUUAGAGCGGCAACAGACUCCCUGACCCUCAGCCUCAGCAGAGCUCCUAAAACGGGUGAAGACAGGAAGGACUCGCUUACUGCGCCUUCUGCUCAGCCAAAGUACUCCUUUGCCCCGAGCUCAACCAUUAACAAGAUGGCGAGGCCGUUUGCAGCAGGUGGUGCUAGUGCCUGCUCAGGACCAGUUAUUAAACCUGUGGCCUACUCACCUAAACUUAACACCGCGCGCUCACAGGGCCAUGCCAGCACACCGCAGCCACACAACGGCCUUGAGCCAACUCCCCCCUCUGCCAAGAUCCAAACUGCAGCUCAACCAGAUGGCUCCAAGACGGCGGCGGCGGGCGGUUCUGGUCCGUCCUGCCGACCMCCGUGGGUCACCGACCCCGGAUUCGCCGACCGCUACCGCCCGGAUAAAAGCAGCACGGUGGUGACCCAGCACCAGCAGCUGGUCCAGCCCACYCCCAUGGAGAACCGCAGCUCCAUCCUGCAGGCGGCGCAGCAGCRGCCCGAAGGCAGCGGGAGGACCCCCGUCUGCGGCGCCUGCAACAAAAUCAUCAGGGGCCGGUACCUGGUGGCUCUGGGACGCUCCUGGCACCCAGAAGAGUUCACCUGCUCACAGUGUAAGUCGGUCCUGGAGGAGGGGGGCUUCUUCGAGGAGAGGGGCUCCGUCUUCUGCACCAAGUGUCACGAUAACCGAUACGCUCCCAACUGCGCCAAGUGCAAGAAGAAGAUCACAGGGGAGAUCAUGCACGCUCUGAAGAUGACCUACCACGUCGAGUGUUUCAAAUGUGCUGCCUGCAAAACUGCCAUCAGGAACCAGGCCUUCUACAUGGAGGAGGGUGAACCCUACUGUGAGAGAGACUACGAGAAGAUGUUUGGCACCAAAUGCCACGGCUGCGACUUUAAGAUUGAUGCCGGCGAUCGCUUCCUGGAGGCCUUGGGCUACAGCUGGCACGACACGUGCUUCGUCUGCGCCCUCUGCCAAAUCAACCUGGAGGGGAAGACGUUCUACUCCAAAAAGGAUAAGCCCCUGUGCAAAGGCCACGCUUUCGCUCCAGUGUGAGGGGAGCCAGCCACGGCUUCUCCCUCCACCUCCUCAUUAUCCCCACCCCCACCCCUCUUCACCAGCCACACACAGAGUUCAGCUCAAGCUUCUCUUCUAUCCUGAAGACUUUGUUUUUAUACUCCAGACUUAACGCCCAGCCCCACCGUCCUCCUCGCGGUGCCUGUAAACUCUCACGCUGUGUUCCAUAACCGAGACGAGUUUAAAACGAUUUUCCAAAAAUACCCCCACCCCCACCCACACCCGUUCAGAUUUAUCAGCAGCUGUCAGUGAAGAAAUGUCCCCCACUCAUCCUGGUUUUGGUCUGAAGAGACUUCAAGUCCGUCUCCUCCACUCUGAAGGAGUCAUGGAGCCUCUAAUAAUCACAGAUUGAGGUAAUGAGCUGCCCGUUCUCCUGCUGGAGACGCAGAGAAGUGCUGACCCRGUGCAGGACCCCCUCCGGCCCACUCAUCAGCUACAGCAGCUUCAUUUGAUAAAACAGAAGCCGGUCGAGCAGAAAAAGGACCUGUUUCUGUCAGAUUAAAAUUUAUAUAAAACUGCUGAGGAUGUGAGCUGAGUGCAGCUUCAUUUGGAUCAUUCAUCAGAAUAAAAUCCACAAUUUGUCACUUUUUUAAUGUUAAAAUUAAUGGAGAACUUGAUGUUUUAAAUGUUUUACAUUCCUGCAAUAAGACCAUUUGCAUUUAAGAUCACAGUUUUGGUUGUAUAAAUACAACUAAAACUGUGAUCAAAACUGUGACAUAAAUGUCAGGAAAAUCCGUUCAGUAGAUAAUUUUUACGUUGCUGCCUGUAAGUGUUGUGCUUCACAGUUUUCACUUUAAACACUGUUUAGUAAAAACUGAACUCAUUUUUAACCAUAUUUGUAAUAACUAACAGCUCUGCUAAUAAAGCAACCUACUGUUUUUACUCAA
This is a messenger RNA of Austrofundulus limnaeus, 2351 nucleotides long. RefSeq names its product PDZ and LIM domain 7 (gene pdlim7). Lineage: Eukaryota; Metazoa; Chordata; Actinopteri; Cyprinodontiformes; Rivulidae. Gene Ontology annotation, biological process: actin cytoskeleton organization; heart development; muscle structure development. The record is from RefSeq and is a predicted model, not a curated record. Gene Ontology annotation, molecular function: muscle alpha-actinin binding; actin binding. The transcript is spliced from 11 exons. Gene Ontology annotation, cellular component: adherens junction; Z disc; stress fiber. Bases 142 to 1443 code for a protein of 433 amino acids.